Molecule: messenger RNA, 2634 nt
Organism: Seriola dumerili (greater amberjack)
Lineage: Eukaryota; Metazoa; Chordata; Actinopteri; Carangiformes; Carangidae
Gene: sumo1
Product: small ubiquitin-like modifier 1
Exons: 5
Coding region: 92-397 (101 amino acids)
Biological process (GO): protein sumoylation
Cellular component (GO): PML body; nucleus
Molecular function (GO): protein tag activity; ubiquitin-like protein ligase binding
Source: RefSeq, a predicted model, not a curated record
AUUCUCACAACAUCAGGCUAAAGCUGCGACUGGAAGCUAAAGCUAACGCCGUUCUCGGAUCAUUUUUCACAACACACACAGAGGCAGAAACAUGUCAGACACGGAGACAAAACCAUCCAGCCAAGACGGCGGGGAUAAGAAGGACGGAGAGUACAUCAAAUUGAAAGUGAUCGGUCAGGACAGCAGUGAAAUCCACUUUAAGGUGAAAAUGACGACACAUCUAAAAAAGCUGAAGGAGUCUUACAGCCAGAGACAGGGCGUCCCAGCGAGCACGCUAAGGUUUCUGUUUGAAGGACAGAGAAUCGCAGAUAACCAAACUCCGAAAGAGCUGGGGAUGGAGGACGAGGACGUCAUCGAGGUUUAUCAAGAACAGACCGGCGGACUUCGGAACGAUUAAACCUCCUGCAUUUCUAAAUCUUUUUUUUCUCUUAUUUUGUAUUUUAUUUUGUAUGUAUGUACGUAUUUUUGUUCAGUUUCAAACCAUCUGGAUCAAAACCGACUCUAUCAGGGCUUCCAUGUGUGUGAGGGCGGGAAGGUGAACGGACUGAGGUAAGGACGAGGAAAAGGACAGUGGGUCUGCGGUACUCUGAAGUGCAGGGAUGUUCAUGUUGUUGACUCGAGCAAUAGCAUUCAAUCACAUAUUUUUGUUUUUUAUCCCAUUUUCUUUUCGGGAGUCAGCAGAAGCAAAUAACUCUGUCAAGGAACAAGCUGCAUUAAAGGAAUAGUUCACCCAACAGGAAAAUGUUGUCAUCAUCUUCACAUAUGUAUGAACAUUUCAAGACAAGAUCAGUUGUCAAUGGAGCUUUGCUUCACUUUCCUCUAAAGGAAACUAAUGUUUUCAUGAAACUCCUGAUAAUUUCAGUGUUUGGAAACCAAGCAGUUUCACUAAGGGUCCAAAAGGUUCAGUAUUUACUCGUUUAACAAAUAGACUUUUAGAAGUUGUUGUGCACUACAGCGGAAAGCAGACACUUGUGUUUUGAAAUAUAAUGUAAUUUAAGCAUCCAUUUUAAAGAGCAAAAUUUAGCAGUUACAUGAUGCUGAGGAAGUCGAGACGUGUUGAUAUCCACUUGUAUGAUUUUUAGGUCCCCGACAUUAAGCAUCUGUGUGCCACGUGGUUUUAAAGUGGAUGUCAGGAGAAAUUAGAUGUUGAUAAUGUUAUGUCUUGAUGCAAAUAUUUGACUAUUGAAGAAGCUGCCUGACAAUAAAACAAGUUUGAGGAAACUGAAACAAAGCUGCAUCAGCUGAGCAGACAGCGUCUCAAAUACAUUUUCUGGAUGCACUAUUCCUUUAAGUCUGUCUGAGGUGAGCAGCCAUUAAAACUGGCUUCAUCCUCCUUUUCAUUCGUACAAAAAUAAGUCGCUUGCACACCUGUUGUUUUUCCCGAGGAGAUGUGACGAGGAGUUUGACACCAAGUUAGACGCGAAAGAUGCAGUUGUUUGUACACGAGGCAGUUCACUCCAGAUGUUUUCUGUAAUUACAUUCAGGGCAUUGAGCAGACAGUGUGUGCUGAUAAACAGCUGGAUUACUGGACAGUCAGUCUCUCUGUAACUCAUCCUCAAAACCACUUGUUAUGAAAUUUAGUUCCUGUAGAUCUGAGUCAUUUUCAUUUACAGCCUGUGUUUGAAGGACUGCACCAUAAUCAAAUUGUAAAAUUCUGGUAAUAAUUGACCUGAUAUGAUAAUAUUUGAGAUUUGAAACAUUUUUCUAAAUGAUAAUUGUGCUUUACUUGUAUAUGUUGUAUUCAGUAUUAGAGUGUGUUUGAAUGAUCUACCAUAUGUAUCUCCAGUGUGGUUUUUAAUUUAUAUUGGAGGGUUUCAUUCUGUGAUUAUAUAUUGAAAUAUAUACCCGUUCUGGAAACAUUUUUCUGGCUGACAGUCACAGUGGUUUGACCUCAGAUGACUCUGUCCUCCAGCAGCUGGUGCAGACAGACAGUCCGACUGCUCGUCUGUGAACAGUGACAUGUUAAACUGUGCUGUCAGCGCUAGUUUUUAAAGCGUUCCUUUUUGUUUUUGGGAUGAAAUUCUUAAUCUGUGUUCUGUAUAAAGUUCCUCAAGAAGGUGAAGAUCACUCGCAGCCCCGAACUGUGUGUGGAUCCCAAAGACAGGUCAACUCCUGAGGGGUGAAAGAACCAGUAACACAGAAAAAACAUGUCGAUGUCUGUUGACACUCUGGUUGUUUCACUCUUCAGAGAUAGUCGAGAUGUCAGGUCAGAGCUGCAGUGGAUGAUGGGUAAACUGCACCUCUGGGACUCAUUUGCUUUCAGUGCAUACAGCAUGUAUCCAGAAGCUGUCUCCACUGCCAGACAUUACACUCCAAAAGCAAAUUAAAAGGAAAUAAUGAUCCUUUUCUAAACGAAGCGAAGCAGCGAUUACAGAUCAUCUAGAAAACGGCCGUCACUCCACAGAGGUGUGUGGAAUCAAAACAAACAGGAAAACUGUCACCUCAAUUGGAUUUUCCCAGCCUGAGCGCCUGUUAUCAUUUCUCCACCCAACCCCCCCAACCCCCCCUCCCCGGGCAGGAAGGGCUGUGAUUUGAGCCAUAACACUGAUCUCAGCGAGGUGAAGGGACUGUUCAUCAUUAGAGGAACAUUGAUACAGAUGGUUUGAAAUUCUGGAGAUGAGCUUUUUGCUUUUU